Molecule: messenger RNA, 275 nt
Organism: Asparagus officinalis (garden asparagus)
Lineage: Eukaryota; Viridiplantae; Streptophyta; Magnoliopsida; Asparagales; Asparagaceae
Product: 60S acidic ribosomal protein P1-like
Exons: 2
Biological process (GO): cytoplasmic translation
Cellular component (GO): cytosolic large ribosomal subunit
Molecular function (GO): structural constituent of ribosome; ribonucleoprotein complex binding; protein kinase activator activity
Source: RefSeq, a predicted model, not a curated record
ACGGCUCGCUAGGGUUUCUCGAGGACCGCAGAUCGUCGAGGCGUCGGAAUUUCCCUCGCGAAGAGAUGUCGACCGCCGGAGAACUCGCGUGCUCGUACGCCGCCAUCAUCCUCUACGACGACGGCAUCCCCAUCACGGCUGAGAAGAUCACCACGUUAGUUAAUGCUGUAAACGUGAAGAUUGAGUCAUAUUGGCCUGGUUUAUUUGCGAAGCUUUUUGAGAAAAAGAACAUUGAAGACCUUAUCCUCAAUGUUGGAUCUAGUAAAGACACAGUU